AAUCGGAAAUUUGAUGAAGUCUUGUCAUUUGGUUUGAGAUCUUCUACUUGAGGUGGUCAGGCAGUCAUCAUGUUAACUAAAGUUGUCUUGCUGGUCAGUUGUCUAGCCUACUGUCAUGGCAUGCAGAGUUUAUUUGACGUGUUAUCGGCUAAUAACGGUAGUACCUUGGUGAGCUUGAUAAAACAGGCUAAUUUAACCACCGCUCUCUCAGGAGACGGACCAUUUACCGUUCUCGUACCAACCGAUGCUGCCUUUGCCGCCAUUCCUAAGGCGGAUCUUGCAAAACUUACCGCCGACCCCGUUGCCCUGGCCAAUGUUCUCAAAUACCACGUAUUGGCCGGAGAGGAAUUUACAUUCGACGUUGUCAAUGGUAGAAUUCUGUCCACAAUAUCAGGACACUCCAUCAGAUUGUACGAACAGGGCGGUUCCAUCUUCUUCAAUGAUGCCAAAGUUUUAAAGACUGACUUGGAAGCCUCCAAUGCUGUGGUAUAUUUGAUUGACAGAGUUUUAGAUGUACCCGAAGGCACCAUAAUGAACAUAUUAGACAGCACAGCCCACAAUCUGACCAUGUUUGCCAGUUUGAUCAGAAAAGCUAGACUCGAAUACAGAUUAAACUUUGCUAGCUCUAACGCCAACUACAGAUAUACAAUCUUUGCUCCUUCCAAUGCUGCCUUUGCCAAAUUACCUGCCAAUGUUAACAAGAUCUUGAAUGGAAAUUCACCAUAUCUAAGAGAAGUCGUAGAUUAUCACAUCCAUCCUGGCACCAUCCAUAUUAAAAGUUUAGAUCAUGCUGGUAAUAUCAGAACUUUACUGGGAUCUCAUUCCAUCAGAGUCGACACAGACAAUUCCGCUAUUCGAUUCAAUGGUAAGGCUUUAUUAGAAGAAUCUGAUAUCGAAGCUGAGAAUGGUGUCGUACACGUGAUAGACAACGUUUUGAUUCCAUCAAGUCUUGGCCACAUCAUUGGUUAAACAUCUACCUACAUUGGUCUUUCCGUAUUAAAACUCUAAAAUUCAU
Messenger RNA from Lottia gigantea (owl limpet), 1015 nucleotides. RefSeq lists its product as hypothetical. The record is from RefSeq and is a predicted model, not a curated record. The coding region runs from base 70 to 969 and encodes 299 amino acids. The transcript is spliced from 7 exons. NCBI's taxonomy places the organism in Eukaryota, Metazoa, Mollusca, Gastropoda, Lottiidae.